Messenger RNA from Trachymyrmex cornetzi, 284 nucleotides. RefSeq lists its product as uncharacterized. Bases 66 to 272 code for a protein of 68 amino acids. The record is from RefSeq and is a predicted model, not a curated record. The transcript has a single exon. Lineage: Eukaryota; Metazoa; Arthropoda; Insecta; Hymenoptera; Formicidae.
CCACGCCAGACGGGCGAAACAGAUGAGGCAGGUGUCAUCGGACACAUGCCUCGAGAUCAAGGAUAAUGGCAAGGUCGAUGGCGGCGACACUAUACCUGGAGCAGAUUACCGAGGAAGAAAUCAUCAGCGACCGUGUCGAGACCUCGACCACCAACAGUCUCAGCCCGAGCUCACCUAGCGAGACCCGAGAGCUGCUGCAGAAUGCGCGGUACUCGAAGCAGAAUGGAAAUCCGCAGCAGGUUCAUCCGCCGCUUUAUGUCUCUAAGAUCUAGACGAUAGGAUCG